AUGAUCCAAGAUGAAACUUCUCCAAAACCAGUGUCUCCUUCUCCUCAAGUUGAGAUUGUUCCUCCUUUGCUAACUCCUAUCAAGACUGUUGCUUUUCAUCAAGAUGAUCAGGAAGAAUCCAACUCCAACUUUCAAAUUGUUGUGCUUUCUCAAGUCUCUGUAAUAGUGAAGAUUACUCAAUCAUUAGAAAAAAGGUUAACUAAAGCUAAAAAGGAUGUGGCUGACAUGAAGCGACUUAUAGCCUUGGUUGAUAUUGAUGUUGAUGAUAUGGUUGCUGAUGACACCCCAUCAAACUCUCCAGGUGAUAAUCCUCUUACACCUCCACCUCCAUCAAUAAAUCUUCCUCCACCAUCUCAUCCUCCUCCUCACAUUCCUUCACCACCACCUAAUUCUCUUCCCUAA
This is a messenger RNA of Lactuca saligna, 402 nucleotides long. The record is from the annotation of a GenBank genome assembly. Lineage: Eukaryota; Viridiplantae; Streptophyta; Magnoliopsida; Asterales; Asteraceae.